Messenger RNA from Botrytis cinerea B05.10, 1297 nucleotides. RefSeq lists its product as hypothetical. Gene Ontology annotation, biological process: (1->6)-beta-D-glucan biosynthetic process; fungal-type cell wall biogenesis. The transcript has 3 exons. Gene Ontology annotation, cellular component: endoplasmic reticulum membrane. Bases 105 to 995 code for a protein of 296 amino acids. NCBI's taxonomy places the organism in Eukaryota, Fungi, Ascomycota, Leotiomycetes, Helotiales, Sclerotiniaceae. The record is from RefSeq and is a predicted model, not a curated record.
GUAAAGAGAGCUCAAGGUUGCACUUAUCGAAGCAGCUUAAUGAAACAGCUUCAUCAACACGAUCAUCUCGCACGCAUCGUAACUUUCCCACCACAAAACUCAAGAUGCGGUAUUCGAUUGUUGGAUCGCUAUUAUGCUGCGCUACUGCAGUGCAAGCAUUCAAAGACACAUCACCUUUCCUUUUAUUCUCAUCGUCAGAAUUACCUUCUUCGAUGGAAAUUGAGAGACAAGAAUUAGAUACCACCUCAUCAGUCCUUCAGAAUGCAAAAAGUUUCCUCUCUACCUGCCCCUCUGAUGUCUACAUUAUUAUUCAACAAGACGCUCUCGCCGCCUCUGAUUUCUCGGUCCCAGAAUCCGUUCCUCACAUCAAGGCCGCUAUUGCUGAUUCGAGAGUUCGGGCUACUUACAGCGUUGCGGAUGUCAUGCACGAAGAUGGAAAUCUGGCUGGGGAAAUAGCAGAAUAUAUUGAGAAGGCAUGCGGUCAGAAAGUCGAACGACGAGUUGUUGGUCAUGAAUCUACCAACGGGACUGGAAACGGUGUCAUUGUAUCACAAUUCGAUGCAUUAUCGACUGAGACGGAAGCAAGAGCUGAGGAAUUUAAUGAUAUAGAUUACAUGCUCAACAAUGUUUACUACCAACAUCUCCCCAAUGGUCCAGAAUAUACCGUCAUCUUUACCACUACGCCUGUAGGCUCUGUCCUCGAACAACACAACUCUGAAUUGCCAGUUUAUAACGCGGAGUUUGACUCAACUUCCCAUAUCGAUUUGAAGCGAGAUUUCAGAAUCAGAGCAGACAAUUCAACCAAAGAACUAGAUCGCAGACCACUAUUUGAGAAAUAUCAAUAUUUCACUCCUGGUAUUUUCAUGGGUUUGGUUGUUGGUAUUCUCUUUCUUAGUAUCUUGUAUGUGGGUUUGAGUGCAGUAUCCAGUCUCCAAGUUUCUUAUGGAGCAUUUGAUAAGGAGAUGGGACCAUCUGCGCAAAAGAAACAACAGUAAUUUAUGGGGUGAAGGUAUGAGAGAGAGGAAAGAUUGAUUGUGGAAAGGAAAGGGAAGGAUUGGCAUUGGAGUUUUUGUGAAGUAAAGCUAGUGUAUGAUUUUGUAUGUAUAAAGUAUGCAUGGGUAUUCAAUAAAUGGUAUGGGAUUUUUAAACUUGGUCUUUUCCAUUUUUCUUGUGGUGCAUGUGGAGUGAGGAAUACUGAGAAUUUGAAGUUUUUGCAUUGUCUUGGUUGGUUGUUGGUUGGUUGGUUGAUUGCUUUCUCUUUCUUUUUGUACAUGGAGAUGGAAAUUCUAUGUGUCUA